AUGAAUGACGAUCAGUGGUUUAUCAAGGUUAGUUCAAAACAGAAGCUAAGUUUAAAAGCGGAAAUACGUACAUAAUCCGUGUUUAGGACUGGGGAAACACUUUUGAUGCUCUCGGAAAUGUGCAGGAACAUCACAUGAUUAACCCGGACCUGGGCGUUCUCAAAAACAUCUUCUCGACGUUGGUAAAGUUCCGCAUAAUCGUAUAUGGAGUUAUGUCUGACCGUGAGUUUGGUUUGAGGAUCCGAUAAAUCAGUCUCAACGUUUGUUUGUUGCAGGUUCUCGCACUCUCAUCGACGAUGCCAUUGGAGUUCUGCUGAUUCUUACCUUCAACGCUCCUCCGCUUCACUUCGCGCCCAACUUCAACUUCCUGGUCCUUCCCCCGUCCAUCCCCGUCCUCCAUCCGUCGGCUUCCGGAUCGCGAAACCCUCCAGCCAAUAGACCAACGAAUAAGUAG
Caenorhabditis sp. 36 PRJEB53466 is the source of this 454-nucleotide messenger RNA. NCBI's taxonomy places the organism in Eukaryota, Metazoa, Nematoda, Chromadorea, Rhabditida, Rhabditidae. The record is from the annotation of a GenBank genome assembly.